Molecule: messenger RNA, 3266 nt
Organism: Gracilinanus agilis (Agile Gracile Mouse Opossum)
Lineage: Eukaryota; Metazoa; Chordata; Mammalia; Didelphimorphia; Didelphidae
Gene: SMYD1
Product: SET and MYND domain containing 1
Exons: 10
Coding region: 1-1473 (490 amino acids)
Cellular component (GO): nucleus
Molecular function (GO): histone H3K4 methyltransferase activity; protein binding
Source: RefSeq, a predicted model, not a curated record
AUGACAAUAGGAAGAAUGGAGAAAGUCGAAGUGUUCACAUCGGAAGGCAAAGGCCGGGGCCUUAAGGCCACCAAAGAGUUCUGGGCUGCAGAUGUCAUCUUUGCAGAGCGGGCUUAUUCCGCCGUAGUCUUUGACAGCUUCACUCAGGUCGUGUGCCAUACCUGCUUUAAAAGGCAGGAGAAGCUCCAGAGAUGUGGGCAGUGCAAGUUUGCCCACUAUUGUGACCGGACCUGCCAAAAGGAUGCUUGGCUGAACCACAAGCAUGAGUGUGCAGCGAUCAAGAAACAUGGGAAGCCGCCCAGUGAAAACAUCAGGCUGGCGGCCAGAAUCAUGUGGAGGAUAGAGAGAGAGGGCACCGGACUCACUGAGGGCUGCCUGGUCUCCGUCGAUGACCUACAGAAUCAUGUGGACAACUUUGGGGAAGAGGAGCAGAAGGACCUUCGAGUGGAUGUGGAUAGCUUCCUGAACUUCUGGCCAGCUCAGAGCCAGCAAUUCAGCAUGCAGUAUAUUUCACACAUCUUUGGAGUGAUCAACUGCAAUGCCUUCACUCUCAGUGACCAGAGGGGCCUCCAGGCUGUGGGAGUGGGAAUCUUCCCCAACCUUUGCCUGGUGAACCAUGACUGCUGGCCCAACUGCACCGUCAUAUUCAACAAUGGCAAUCAUGAGGCUGUGAAAUCUAUGUUUCACACACAGAUGAGAAUCGAGCUCCGAGCCCUGGGGAAGAUCUCUGAAGGAGAGGAGUUGACUGUAUCCUAUGUGGACUUCCUCAACAUUAGCCAAGAACGAAAGAAGCAGCUAAAGAAACAGUAUUACUUUGACUGCACGUGUGAGCACUGUGAGAAGGGAAUCAAAGAUGAUCUCUUCCUGGCUGUGAAAGAGGACCCUAAGCCCUCCCAGGAUGUGGUGAAGGAGGUGACGCAGUUCUCCAAGGAGACCCUGGAGAAGAUCGACAAGGCUCGCUCGGAGGGCUUGUACCACGAGGUGGUGAAGUUAUGUAGAGAGUGUCUGCAGAAGCAGGAGCCCGUGCUGGCGGACACCAACAUCCACGUGCUGCGCAUCCUCAGCAUCGCCUCCGAAGUGCUGUCCUACCUGCAGAGCUUCCAGGAGGCUUCCGACUACGCCAAGAGGAUGGUCGAUGGCUACAUGAAGCUUUACCACCCUAACAAUGCCCAGCUAGGCAUGGCUGUGAUGCGGGCAGGACUGACCCAUUGGCAUGCUGGGCUCAUCGAGGCUGGGCAUGGGAUGAUAUGCAAAGCCUAUGCCAUACUCCUGGUGACUCAUGGACCCACUCACCCAAUCACUAAGGAUCUGGAAGCCAUGCGUAUGCAGUCAGAGAUGGAACUGCGCAUGUUCCGACAGAAUGAGUUCAUGUACCACAAGAUGCGAGAGGCCACCCUGAGCAACCAGAAGAUGCAGGUCAUGGCGGAGCCAAACUUGGAAACAGCGACGCCCACCUUUCUCAAGAAGCCAUGAGAACUUGCCCAAGGGGGACACUUGGUGCUGAAGGGAUGGGGAAAAGGGGCAGAUGCAUCUUUCCAAAGGGGUAAUGGAUGGUGGGAAAGUAAGGAGUGGAAUUGGCUGGGAAUGAAGGUGCCCAAAUCUUCCAGCAAGCAAGCUUUGACAUGUGUCCAUUGUUUGUUAUGUACAGUGUGUGAUUCUGAGGCAUAUUGGCUUGUCUAAUGUUGAUUUGUCCUUGUGGAUUCCUAUGUUCCAACAAAAUUGGGCAUGUUUGGGCUUGGCUACAUCUUGUGCUCAGAGAACCAGAACCUUUAAAAAAUGGAAGCUACAUUGAAGCAGGUGUGUGGAAGUCCCUUGAGGGCACGAAAUGUUUUAAUUUUUGGCUUUGGGCUCUAAGCAUAGUAGGAGCUUAAUGAAUGCUUGUGGAAUGAAUGCAUGAAUGUUCCUCUUCUCCCCACCUUCUACUACCAACUCAAUGAGACAGUGUGGGAUAAUGGAAAGGACUUUGGAGUUUGAGGGCCUGAGCUAGCCUCUGUUACUACUUGUAUAACAUUGGACAAAUCACUUUAUGUUUUUUGUUCUCAAUUUCCUCAUCUAUAAAAAGAGACUUUUGAUAUCCCCUUUGGCCAGAAACAUGAUCUUCUGAGAUGAGAAGAUGCUUUUCAGGAUACAAAUCAAUGUGAUAUUUAGAGCCCUUAUGAAGUACAAAAAGCUUUCAAAAUAUAUGAUGGAUUUUACCAAACAUCACAAUAGAUUUGUGAAGGGGGUGCUGUUAUGACCUUUGUCUCACUCCUCCAGAUCAGAAGCUGAGGCUAUAAGGGUUAAAUGACAAGUCCAGGGGAUCGCAUAGCUAGCCAGUGUCUAAGGCAGGGUCUGAACCCCGAUAAUUUAUCUACUAUAUCCUAUCAAUAACCUUUCUGCCUCUCCUGUACAUCUCCGGGCAAAUCAGAUGUGGUUUUCUCUGUUUUCCACCUAUCAGGGCAAAUUUCUCAGAUACUGCUCUCCUGGGCUCACCUUCUGCUCCCUUCCUUUUCUCCCUGUACUCUUUUCUUUUGUAAACAUGGCCCAUUUCACAGUCCCAGGGAAGGAGAGGAGCAUCUCCAAUGGGGACCAGGAUUGGAGGCUAUUUGUUUAUGGGGAGGGUCCAACCCAGGAGAGGACAGCAGGUCUCGGAGCCUGAGAGAAGAGAAAUCUAUCCAAGUCAGGAGUAAGAAUGGAAAGAACACACGGGAUGAUUUUGUCUAGAUGACCAAGGCCAGGUGGCCAGUGGGUCCUGCUCUCAGUGAAGUCUUUGUCCAGGCCACAUGUCUUUACCAGUCACUUCAGCUGGUUAUGAUAACCGUGUAUUCAAAGCACUUGGCCCACCUUGGAUCCUCAGGAUGAGUUUUAGGAAACAAUUCUUGCUCAUUUUGCAGAUGAGGAAACUGAAGUUCAGGAAGUUAAUUAACUUGCUCCAGGUCUCAUAGCUGACCAGUGGCAAAACCAGGGUUCAAACCCAGAUCUCUCAACUCCAAGCCUAGUAAAAUCCCCUUUUCCCCAGAUGGUCUCCCCAAAGCAGCUCCUCCAGAGCUGAGACUUCUGCCUUUCUUCACCUACCCUUCAGCGUGUGUGUGAACAGCGCCAUAUUGGAAUGCAUCACUACUGGAACCAAGGAGCCGUCUCCCUCAGUAUUCCUGCCUUUUGGGCUGACUCCAUCUUUCUGCCAUCUGCCUGGAGCAGAGACAUGGAUCUCGCCAUUUCUCUGCCUCCUAGAAUUUUCUUGUAACUAAAGUAGUGGCAUUAAAAAUCGGUGUUUCUAAGCAAACAAA